This is a messenger RNA of Helianthus annuus (common sunflower), 572 nucleotides long. RefSeq lists its product as uncharacterized. The transcript has 2 exons. The record is from RefSeq and is a predicted model, not a curated record. The coding region runs from base 44 to 484 and encodes 146 amino acids. NCBI's taxonomy places the organism in Eukaryota, Viridiplantae, Streptophyta, Magnoliopsida, Asterales, Asteraceae.
CAAUCUGAAGACUUCUAAAAUUGUGUUGAUCGAUAACAGCAAAAUGGGUAAAAAAUUCCAUGAUAGAUAUCAAGGGAUCCCUAAUAUGUUGAGAAAUGCAUUGUGUGACUACCUUGAGCUGAAGAAGAUUAGAUUCGCCAAAAAAACACUAAGAAAGGCAAUCAUCAAAAGAUUGGAAAUGCCAUGGAGGACAGAAGAAAACUACAUUGAUUGUGGCAUUUAUACAAUGCGCCAUAUGGAAACUUAUUUUGGUGAAGAAAACUGGGAUUGCGGCUUCUUAUCAAAUGAGAAAUUUCAUAAACCUCAAAUUUCUGAGUUGAGGAAGAAAUUCUUGACCAAAAUGCUGUUGUCAGAAAUCAACACCAUGAAAGAUGAUCUUAUAAAGCAUGCCCUUGAAUAUGAAAAGAUGGAUGAUAAAGUUAAGGCAGAACAUCAAAAAGAUUUGAAGGAAAAGAUGGAUCAAAGGCAAAAAGACUUUGUUUGAAUGUUUGUUUCAAUUUGCAGUUUUAAACUCAUGUUUAAUGUUUGGAUUUAACUUCUAGACGUGUGUUCUUUUUUAAUAUGUUUGAAUA